Messenger RNA from Lycium barbarum (goji berry), 1389 nucleotides. RefSeq lists its product as uncharacterized. Bases 86 to 913 code for a protein of 275 amino acids. NCBI's taxonomy places the organism in Eukaryota, Viridiplantae, Streptophyta, Magnoliopsida, Solanales, Solanaceae. The record is from RefSeq and is a predicted model, not a curated record. Gene Ontology annotation, molecular function: RNA binding; RNA endonuclease activity; sequence-specific DNA binding. Gene Ontology annotation, cellular component: cytoplasm; nucleus. The transcript has 9 exons.
CAUUUUGUUGUUAUGAAAGUAAAGGAGAAAAAAGAGAAGAUGCUAAACCUCAUGUUGUUAAGGACAUUUUGUGGUGUAAGGACACAUGUUGUUAUACGCCUCCAAGUUGUCACUCAUAGUCAUGAUGGCUCCAGCAAAACCUCAACGCAUUCGUCACCUGGUGGGAACAACUUGGGAAAGCGCGAUGAAGAAGGCGAGGACAAUGAGUAGUGAAAGUGAGAGUGAAUCAUCAUCAAUGAAAGACGCAUUCUCCAAAUAUGCCGAUUACCUCAAUAACCUUAAUGAUAAACGAGAAAGGGUGGUAAAAGCUAGUCGCGAUAUUACUAUGAAUAGCAAGAAGGUUAUUUUUCAAGUGCACAGAAUGAGCAAGCAGAACAAAGAGGAAGUUCUGGAUAAAGCAUUAAAAGAUCUGGCAGCUGUGAAUGAUCAAUAUUUGUCCCGGCUAGUAAAGGAACUGCAAGGGACUGAUUUCUGGAAGUUAAGACGAGCAUAUUCUCCUGGGGUUCAAGAAUAUGUUGAAGCUGCAACACUUUGUAAUUUCUGCAAGACUGGGACUCUGUUAACUCUUGAUGAGAUUAAUGCGACCUUGCUCCCAUUAAGCGAUCCUUCUGCUGAACCCUUGCAGGUUAACAUCUUAGACUAUAUCUUAGGGCUUGCGGACUUGACAGGAGAAUUAAUGAGGUUAGCAAUCGGUCGAAUAUCAGAAGGAGAACUUGAUUUUGCUGAGAAGAUCUGCAGCUUCGUACGUGAAAUUUACAGGAACCUUACUCUUAUUGCCCCGGAGAUGGAUGAUAGUUCAGACAUGAAACAGAAAAUGGAAGUAAUGCUCCAGAGUGUAAUGAAGAUAGAAAAUGGUAGUUGGAUAUUCAGAUUCCAUCUGAAUCCUGGAAAGCUUGUUUUAGUGUUCAUGUAAGAGGAUCGGAGUAUAUUCCCCUCCUUGGAUCUGCUGACACCAGUUAUCCACUGUUGGGCAUGCCAGACAUUGAUUGAAUGAGGAGGCAGAAAGAGAGGUGCUUGUUUGCUGUUGAAGUUGUUGAUGCAGCUCCCUGCCUGCAUAUGCAAAAGGUGAAGAGCGACAAACUGGAGUGGAAAAGAAUUUUAGGAAGGGAUGCUUUUCUAAGGUACCUGGGCGGAACUAUGUGACUUUAUAGGGGAAAUUGCAUAGCUUGUAAUUACUUUAGUCCACCUACUGACCUAGAAGAUGGAUUGUGAAAUUGGUUAUUUUUUCAAAUUCCUGAAGAUUAUCCUUUCUCUAUCUUGUCUUGAAUAUAUGGCACUUCCAUGCCCCCUCUCUCCGUUGUGUAUUUUACCCCUGUGGAAUCUGGGAAUCAUUGGAUGAUACUUCAAUGGGUUCAACAUCUUUUGUGUAAUGCAUCUCUUUUUGGGGCA